This is a messenger RNA of Paramisgurnus dabryanus, 4099 nucleotides long. RefSeq lists its product as uncharacterized. The record is from RefSeq and is a predicted model, not a curated record. NCBI's taxonomy places the organism in Eukaryota, Metazoa, Chordata, Actinopteri, Cypriniformes, Cobitidae.
AUGAAGGCGCAACAUGUAUUCAGCCAUUUGAGGGACUCGCCAGUAUGUAUUCUGAAUAGCCAGCCAGCAGAUCUGUCAUCAGGUGCUGGGUCCAGUGAGGCAGGAGUAGUUGAGACGGAGGCAGGGCAAGUCCAAGUCAGCAUGGAGGUAGGGAGAGGAGGCAUGGAGACAUGUAGAGGAGACACAGAGGCAGGGAGAGUUCAAGACAACACAGAGGCAGCAAGAGGAGACACAGAGGCAGGAGGAGUCGGAGACCACACAGAGGCAGGGAGAGGAGACACAGAGGCAGGGGCAUCAGUGGCAGGACAGAAAGUGCAGUGCUACAAGUGCAACCAGCUUGUGGAGGGAGACAAAUUUUCAGAGCACCUGUCUGACCACCAUGUGGAGGAGAUGUGUGACACCUGUGGGGCCAAGGUGCAGGGUACUCUUGGUCUUUUGAAUCACAUCCAAACGGCUCACUAUAAAGCAUUUAUUGUGCCAUCACCGCAAAAGCCACCCCCGAAAAACUACAAAAGCACUACCACCACAAAAGUUCUACCAUCAAAGACAACACCAUCUCUGCUUCCUCCUUCAAGUAGCUCUGCCACACCACACCACACUGCAACUCCACCAACUUCAAAACCAACUUCAAUCAAUUGGAAAGGUUUUCUUCCUGAGCAGUUUCGGAGAGUAGUCCAGGAAGCAGAUCAGGUGUGGAUUUCCAAAUGCCUAUAUGAGCCUACAGGCCGGCUGAAACAAAAAAUCCAAGCCUGCUGGUUUCACCCCCCACUGAAGCCCAAACCAUCUCCUCCUGAGCCUGGGUGGUACUACCGGCAGAGGAUGUUCAUCUGGGCACCAAUGAGGAUGUGGGGAAUUCUUUUAAAAUGCCCAAAAUGUUCCCGGAAAAUGAACAGCUCCGGGAUCUACAGAAAGAUAAGGGAGGUAAUUGAUGUGGAUAGCCGCUACUACCUAGUGGGAGGGGACUAUCCACGUUGCAGCAAGUGCUCUCAGCCGGUCUGCCCAUGGAGCCAGGAUAUAAUCUCCCAGGUGGAUGUGGCACACAGGAGCAUGUUCCCCGCUGUCCUCACAACACAGCUGGCUCUGGACAGGAAAUGCAUGACUUUCCUGAAGCCCAGGACCAUUGGUAACAGUUCCUCCUACUUCCAGUCUGCAAUAGAGGAAGCGCACAGCGAGGAGUGGGCUCGGCAGACCAUCCGCUACCUCUCAGACUGUGAGCGUCAUAGUAAGAUGGCUACCUUCGUCCCCUCUGCAGCUGUAUAUCUUCCUCCACCACCCUUCAGGCCCCUUCCACUUGCUCAAUGGUUUGAGACGGUCCAUUCCAAUGAAAUCCUCAGCCAUGUGGAUGAAAUGAAGGGAGUGAUCACUUCUACCUAUGGUAGAAUUCUUAAAAUGGAUUCAACAAAGAAGAUCACCAAAAAGCUGGCUGGCGAGAUCGGGGACAGUGCUGCAUGGAUGACAAACAUCGGCAACGAGUUUGGCCAGGUGUUGAACUCUGUUCUGACGACGGGUGAAGGUGCAGGGUUGGAAGAGUUGUGCCAAGGCAUCGUCACUCGGUACAAGAAUGCGGGCCAAGCUGAACCUGAGGUCAUCUAUGUCGACCGGGAUUGCUGCAGCCAGUCAGGUGUGUCUUCAGUGGCUAAGCUCUUUCACCCAUGGAGGUCUGCAGUGCGCUUAGACAGCUUCCAUUUCAUGAGACGCUUUAACUGCGGCCUCACUACAGAACACCACCCUCUCUAUGGCACCUUUUGUGCCAAGCUUUCCUCCUGCGUUUUUGAAUGGGACCAGGAGGAUGUGCAACGCCUGAAGGAGGCCAAGAGAGCAGAGUGGAAGAGCAGCCACAGCGGACAUACUCCCACUGAAGAACAGCUCAUGGCCACUAUCAGCCCAGGGGAAUUAAAGAGACACUGCAGGAGGAGAACGCGUGGAGUGGAGGAGAUGCGGAGCAUGAUUUCAGGGCUGCUGGAAUCAGUAUGGGAGCUGACAGACACCACAGGGCUGCGUCUGGUGAGCCAUGACAGCAUGCGCCACGUGUGGAAAGUGCAGCAGAAGCACCUGGAGUGCCUCCAAGACCCUGCAGGUGUUGCACUGUACACAAAGGUGGGGACACUCCAAAAGGGCGGCAAAGAGCUGGACAUCCUUAGGUGUGGUAGGGGGUCCUCCUCCCUGGAGAGUUUUCACCGACAUCAGUGUGCUUUUAUUCCAGGCUGGAGGUGCAAUGCUGUACAUAUGCAAAUGUACAUGCUCGAGGGGGCAUCAAGAUGGAACAUGGGUCGGGCUAAGGAGGCAGUAGAUGUGGAGGGGGCCUCGUCCCUAAGAAGCUUUGAUGUUCGCUUGAUUUCCCACCUUAACAACUUAAGCCAGCGCGUCCAUGGUUGUGAUCUGGUGCCAGAGAUCACCCCACCCGGGAAACCUACUGGUGAGCGUAUAGCAGUGGAAUAUUUAUUGGCCCAGACCAACAGAGGUGACCUGCUGGCUCCAUCACAGGUCUCCGAAAUCCCCUCGCAGGUGCUUGAGGAGGAGGAUGAACCAGAUGACACCAUCAGCAUGCCUGAUAUUGUCUGCCAUUCAGCUGAGAUAGGGGCUGGUGAUCCUCCAAGUGCUGUGGAGGGUGACACUGAACCCGGACCCCUCAUCACAGAGUCAGCUGAGAUAGGGGCUGGUGAUCCUCCAAGUGCUGUGGAGGGUGACACUGAACCCGGACCCCUCAUCACAGAGACCAGCCAAUGUGACUCGAGGGGCGUUGUGGGAUGGGAGGCAGUUGAUGCCCUUGCAGCCUACCUAGUUGACUUGAAUCGCACCAUCACCGCCUUGUCAGCCAAGGAGGCGGCGUACAUAGUCAACCUGUACACAGCUCUCCAUGCCAUGGACAAAAAACCUUUAAGGUUCACCCAGAAGGCUAAGAAAAAAGCACAUGCAUCAGGAGGACCAUGGAGAGCACCCAGGAAGCCGAGUGGCUCUGCUCCUGGACAGCAGGCGGCAGAGAGACUAUACAUGAUUCACGGCCAAGCAGCCCAGGACCCCGGAAUACAUAGGGUCAGUGACUGUGUUUGCCUCAGACUUGCAAAAGAGUUUGAGCAGUCAUGCAACAGGCCAAAGGACGCAAAGGGGAAAACCAUGCCCAUCCCUCAGUCCAUUGUCAGCGUCUACAGCCACAUCAAACAGCUGCUGGAGGACAGCAUGGUUGUCCUGAACCAGACGAACCUGAGUCUGGUGCCGGUUAACAACACCACAGUAUCUUCAUGGCUGCUUAAGAGGGAUAAGAGGAAGGACAGGAACAUGCAGCUGCAAGGCACUGCACUUCCCAAACAGCUGUACCUGGCCAAGGAGCCUCUUCCUGCAGUGAACACACUUCCAGCUGCCCCUGUGCAACAUGCACAUGAACCUAUGACAUUUGAGGAGCCUGAAAACCAUGAGGGGGAAGCUUUCCCCCGCCAGCGCACACUAGCGGUAAGCAAGCCUGUGUUCUCUCCACCAUCUCCACCUCCCCAGUUCCCUCCACAAUUUGGGCCAGCGCCUCCAUUCCAGCAAACUCCUCAGUUGCAGCAUGCGCCUCCAUUUCCACAUGCUUCUCCAUUUCUGCAUGCUCCUCCAUAUCCCCAUGCACCUCCCUAUACACAUGCACCUCCAUAUCCCCAUGCACCUCCAUAUCCCCAUUCACCUCCAUAUCCGCAUGCUCCUCCAUAUCCGCAUGCUCCUCCAUAUCCGCAUGCUCCUCCAUUUCCGCAUGCUCCUCCAUAUCCACAUGCUCCUCCAUAUCCACAAGCUUCUCCAUUGCAGCAAGCUCCUACAGAGUGCCUUCCAUCCCAGCCAAGGCAACGUGCCUGGAGGCUGAAGAAAGCUGCCCAGGAGGAUGAGGAGCUAGUGUCAAGGGGGGAACCGCCACGGAAGAGGCUAACAAAAGAAAAGUAUCACUACACCUGCAAGUUGUGUGGCCAGGAAAAAAAUAAAACAACUGGACACACCCAGCUGAAGGGGCGGUGGUACUGUCCAGCCUCAGGACUGACCCUGGAUGACUGGAAGGAGAGUGUUUAGUUUCUGUCACCAUUACAUGUCUUUCUCUAUGUUGAUUGUCUGUUAUAAUAAAGUUUAAUCAUUUUAU